Lepus europaeus (European hare) is the source of this 2696-nucleotide messenger RNA. It is a transcript of the gene ALOXE3, whose product is annotated as arachidonate lipoxygenase 3. Gene Ontology annotation, molecular function: protein binding; iron ion binding; oxidoreductase activity, acting on single donors with incorporation of molecular oxygen, incorporation of two atoms of oxygen. The record is from RefSeq and is a predicted model, not a curated record. NCBI's taxonomy places the organism in Eukaryota, Metazoa, Chordata, Mammalia, Lagomorpha, Leporidae. Bases 127 to 2265 code for a protein of 712 amino acids. The transcript is spliced from 15 exons. Gene Ontology annotation, biological process: lipid oxidation; linoleic acid metabolic process.
GCUUCGGCGAGAGCUCAGGAGUGUCCCAGAGAGAGCUGGGCCCUCCUGUCCCCAAGACCCCAGCCCAGCCCUGCUGCGCUCGCCUCCUCCAGGCAGGCUGCGGGACUUCCCUCCUUCCCUCCCAUCAUGGCUGUGUACCGCCUUCGUGUGACCACUGGUCCCUACCUGAUGGCCGGCACCAUGGACAACAUCUCCGUCACCCUGGUGGGCACGUGUGGGGAGAGCCCCAAGGAGCGGCUGGAUCGGAUAGGCAGGGACUUUGCCCCGGGCUCGGUGCAGAAGUACAAGGUGCGCUGCGCGGCCGAGCUGGGCGAGCUCUUGCUGCUGCGUCUACACAAGGAGCGCUAUGCGUUCUUCCGCAAGGACUCGUGGUACUGCAGCCGCAUCAGUGUCACAGCCCCCGACGGAGCCGUCUCCCACUUCCCCUGUUAUCAGUGGAUCGAGGGCUACUGCACCGUGGAGCUGCGGCCGGGAACAGCAAGAACUAUCAGUCAGGACUCCCUCCCCCUCCUUGUGGAUCACAGGAAGCGGGAACUCCAGGCGCGACAGGAGUGCUACCGCUGGAAGAUCUAUGCCCCUGGCUUCCCCCGCAUGGUGGACGUCAGCAGCUUCGAGGAGAUGGAAUCCGACAAGAAAUUCGCCUUGACCAAGACGACGCCUUGUGCGGACCAGGGUGACGACGGCAGCGGGGGUCGGUACCUGCCUGGCUUCCCCAUGAAGAUCGACAUCCCGUCUCUGCUGCACAUGGAACCCAACAUCCGCUACUCGGUCACCAAGACCACCUCGCUGCUCUUCAAUGCCAUCCCCGCGUCCUUAGGCAUGAAGCUUCGAGGGCUGCUGGACCGCAGGGGCUCCUGGAAGAAGCUGGAGGACAUCCGCAACAUCUUUUGGUGCCACAGGACCUUCACGUCAGAGUACGUCACGGAGCACUGGCACGAGGACCACUUCUUUGGGUACCAGUACCUGAACGGUGUCAACCCCGUCAUGAUCCACUGCCUCUCCAGUUUGCCCAGCAAGCUGCCUGUCACCAAUGACAUGGUGGCACCCGUGCUGGGACAGGACACCUGUCUUCAGGUGGAGCUAGAGAGGGGGAACAUCUUCCUAGCUGACUAUUGGAUCCUGGCCGAGGCCCCAGUCCACUGCCUUAAUGGCCACCAGCAAUACGUGGCCGCACCGCUCUGCCUGCUGUGGCUCAACCCCCAGGGGGCGCUGGUGCCCUUGGCCAUCCAGCUGAGCCAGACUCCCGGACCCGAGAGCCCCAUCUUUCUGCCCACCGACUCCGACUGGGACUGGCUGCUGGCCAAGACGUGGGUGCGCAACUCGGAGUUCCUGGUGCACGAGAACAAUACGCACUUCCUGUGCACGCACUUGCUGUGCGAGGCCUUCUCCAUGGCCACCCUGCGCCAGCUGCCGCUCUGCCAUCCCAUCUACAAGCUCCUGCUCCCGCACACCCGGUACACAUUGCAGGUGAACACCAUCGCCAGGGCAACACUGCUCAACCCCGAAGGCCUUGUGGACCAGGUCACGUCCAUCGGGAGGCGAGGCCUCAUCUACCUCAUGAGCACCGGUCUGGCCCACUUCACCUACACCAACUUCUGCCUGCCCGACAGCCUGCGGGCUCGUGGCGUCCUAGCCAUCCCCAACUAUCACUACCGUGACGACGGCAUGAAGAUCUGGGCGGCCAUUGAGAGCUUUGUCUCGGACAUCGUGGGCUACUAUUACCCCAGCGAGGCCUCCGUGCAGCAGGACUCGGAGCUGCAGGCCUGGGUCGGCGAGAUUUUUGCUCAGGCGUUCCUGAGUCGGGAGAGCUCAGGCUUCCCAAGCCGGCUGUGCACCCCGGCAGAGCUGGUGAAGUUCCUCACCGCAAUCAUCUUCAACUGCUCCGCCCAGCACGCGGCUGUCAACAGCGGGCAGCAUGACUUUGGGGCCUGGAUGCCCAACGCUCCAUCCUCCAUGAGGCAGCCCCCACCGCAGACCAAGGGGACCACCACCCUGAAGAGUUACCUGGACACCCUCCCGGAAGUGAACAUCACCUGUAACAACCUCCUCCUCUUCUGGUUGGUCAGCCAAGAGCCCAAGGACCAGAGGCCCCUGGGCACGUACCCGGAUGAGCACUUCACGGAGGACGCCCCGCGGCGCAGCAUCGCCGCCUUCCAGAGCCGCCUGGCCCAGAUCUCGCGAGAUGUCAGGGAGCGGAACCGGGGCCUGGCGCUGCCCUACGCCUACCUGGACCCGCCGCUCAUCGAGAACAGCGUCUCCAUCUAACCCGUCCCCGCCCCGCCCCAUAGGAGAGCGCGGGGAAGCUGCUCAGGGGUGCCCAGACCCUCCCCCUGCUUCCUGAACCUUCUGUCUGCACGUGGGGCCCUUCGCCCGCCCACAUGGCCAUGCAUCACGGGAGCUGGGCCCUGAGCUGCGAGAGACCCGUGGAGCAGCGUUCCCAGGGCAAAGCCCUGGGAAAGGAAGGAGCCCCUUCACCUUGCCCUCCUGCGGACAGGCUCCUGGUCCAGCCUCUGGGGGACUCAGCCGCCUCCCCGGCCGGGUUCCUGAGCCCCUUCCCAGGCCUCUUCCUCCCCCACCCCCAGCACGUCCUGCAAGCCCAGGAGUGAGCAGCUCGACUUCCUUGGGGGGAGAACCUGGCGCCUGGGCAGAGCAGGGCUGGGAGCCUGUAGGGGAGGAGAAGAGUUGGACUCAGCUCA